AUGUUCUCAAACAUAAGCCAUAACACGUCAGAAAAAAAUCAUUCAAUUGAUUUCAACAAUUCUCACCUCUCCAACUUCGGAACCCCUCUUGAUCAGUCAACACCGGCAUUACUUUUUGGAAAACGAAAAGGGAACGUUCCAUCGACUUACACGAACAGUCCUUUAAGUGCUCCAUCUGCGCCGUGCGAAGAUAUUUUCGCUGUUGCUUCCAACCCCGUACCGCAACAUGUCAAAGAAACUCCCGGGUCCAAAUCGGUACACUGGUCUCCGGCUCUUGUGCAAUCCAAUGAGAAACCUGCUCCAAUUUCACAAAGCAACGCCACAAAUGUAUCCUUCGGAGGAAAUUCUUCGUUCAGCACAUCGCAACCUGCAAAACCAGCCCAAACGUCAUCAUUCGGAGGACCAGCAUUAAAUGCUCCACCACUUAGAUCACUUCGAGACAAAGUUGAGCCGGCCAAGAAAAUUGCUAGAAGAAACACAUUCGCAGCCAGAUCAACUCCUGUAUCCACACCAAACAGUCAACGGGUUACUUCACGCCUGGCUGAAACAGAUGAGGCUCCGAUCGAAGAAGAAACUGAUGCCACUGAUACCUGGGUUACUGUUUUCGGAUUCACUCCAAGUCAGGUUUCGAUCUUAUUGAAUUUGUUUUCGCGUCAUGGAGAAGUAGUCAGUCAUCAAGCACCAUCUAAAGGAAAUUUCAUGCAUAUUCGCUAUUCAUGCGCUACUCAUGCCCAACAAGCACUUUCUCGAAAUGGAACUCUACUAGAUCAGGAUACAUUUAUCGGUGUUGUACAAUGCACCAAUAGAGAUGUUAUCAAUGGUUCGGCAUCGGGUAUUGUUGCUCGUACCUCUACAACCGCAGCAGCUGCUAAUCGAUCCAUUUCCAUGUACAAUUCGUUCGUCGAUGGCGAUGUGGCUGACCAAUCCUCACAUCAUAACGAAAACAGUGUAAUGAAUUCAUCGAACAUUUUUGAACCAAACAACUCACUGAACUCUUCUCGAAUUUCUGUUCGCUCUGGAGUCGGUAUGCGCCCAUUGGUUUCUGACCAACGGAACAAUGCAACAACGAACCGUAAGGCGCAAGAUGGACUACUCAACAAGUUAUGGAACACAAUGGGACUCAACUAA
Molecule: messenger RNA, 1128 nt
Organism: Caenorhabditis remanei
Lineage: Eukaryota; Metazoa; Nematoda; Chromadorea; Rhabditida; Rhabditidae
Exons: 7
Coding region: 1-1128 (375 amino acids)
Biological process (GO): nuclear pore organization; NLS-bearing protein import into nucleus; regulation of DNA-templated transcription
Cellular component (GO): nuclear membrane; nuclear pore central transport channel; nuclear pore nuclear basket
Molecular function (GO): single-stranded DNA binding; structural constituent of nuclear pore; phospholipid binding
Source: RefSeq, a predicted model, not a curated record